This is a messenger RNA of Ooceraea biroi (clonal raider ant), 1806 nucleotides long. Its product is annotated as coiled-coil domain-containing protein 34. NCBI's taxonomy places the organism in Eukaryota, Metazoa, Arthropoda, Insecta, Hymenoptera, Formicidae. The record is from RefSeq and is a predicted model, not a curated record.
GUUAAAUCAGGAUUUUCAUAAAUCUAACAUUUUGAUCAGUGAUUAUUAAUGAGCAAAACAGAUUGUACUCUUCUCUUGUUAUUCAACAAAAAGCACAGCAUCGAAUUCAUCAUGGAUGAAUGUUCAUUCGUGUGUAAAUGGUUUUUUGACUCUUGCAGAAAUGUCUGCACGUAAUUGAAUCAUAGCUGAACAUUACAGCAAUGAUUAUGUGUUUAAAUGUAAUAAGUAAUUGUCGGUAGACAUUGACGUGUUAUAGUUAAAAGUGUGCGAUUAUGGCAAAUAGCAGUGACAUUGACAGCUGGAAGACGGGAGUCGAGUCUGACGAAUCCGGUCAAGGGAAUUAUACGAAUUUCCAGAAGAAGAUUACUCUCAUCGAUCACUGUGUGCACUCCGCUGGCACUCGGAAAGAUGCGAUUUUCACACGAGCGAAAAACUCGAGCUCUGAUUCCGAGAUCCGGUACAUCAAUCCUGCUAUCUACGCAGAAUCUGUCAGCGAAGAAAAAUUCAGUGUAGUGCAAAAAUCCGGAAAUGAACAACCAGACAAUUUUAAUGGUCAGAUAAUCGAUACCAAACGCAGCAACUGUCGAACUAUCAAUCUGCCUUCUGCGAAGGAUGCAACAGACAGUGAUCAGACAGCGAUCGAACAUUCCGUCAACACGGGACAGAAUACCUAUAGAUGUUACUCGACGUUUUUUCCGGAUUCUUUUGACUCAUCUACAGGCCGAUCCGCGGUCUCAUCAAGAACGAUCGCGCGGACAGAACGACGAUGUAAGAUCAGUAGCAUUGUGGCGGACGUUGAUCAAAAUGAAGCGAUGAAACAAGACAAUCAAGUCGAGAGUCGACAAGUCGUGCGAAUUUUCACAACAUCGCUCUCAGACAUUUCAAGUAUCGGUGAUCAGGAAUCGAACGAGUCCGAUCUAGACAGGAGAACCGCUCAUUCGGAGUGGAUCCGCAAGAAACACGAGGAUGCGCGGCGCAAAAAGAAAGCGGAGGAUCUCACGGCGAAGAAACUGCAGGAGGAAGAAGAGAGGAUAGCACGAGAAAAAGAGAAGAAAGCGCGGCUGGAAAAGGAGAAUUUCCUCAAGUGGGUGGAGAAGAAGAGGCAGCAGGAGCUCGACAGAAAAGCGACGCUCGAGAGUGAAUUGGAAUUGCAGGAGUAUCUGAAGGAAAUCGAGGAAAAGGCUGCCGUCGCAAAAGCCUUGUAUCUUCGUCAGUGGAUUCAUAAGAAAAAAGAGGAGCAAAAGACUCGGCAUAGGGACCAGGAGAUGAGACAGAAGAAAGUGAACGAGGAACGUGCAAGGAGACUGGAACAGAGCUCGAGAGCUUACGAGAAAUGGAGAGAGGAGUCUAAGAAUAGACCCAAGCCCGCUACGCAAGGACUGCUUCCUCAUCAGAAAGCAAAGCCAACGUAUGUAAAUCCGAUUCCUUGGCAAUCUAUAAUAGAGGUCGAUUCCGACGAAGAGCGAAGAAGUACAUUAGACGACAAAGGGAAUAUAUAUAUAAAUCGAAAGAUGAAUGGCAGAAAAUCUAUCGCGGUGCAUCAGUGAUUAAUUUGUGAAACGCACUUUGCACCAUUUCAUCUAAAAUAUGAUUCAAUUAGAACCGUAAUUUUAACAUGAUAAAUUAAAGGAUUUUUAUGAGACUCGAAGCUCGAGAGAGAGGAAAAAGCUAAUAAAAUCUUGUCUAUCACUUAACUGCAGUUUCAUUUGAGGCUCAACUGAUAAGAUAAAUUACAAAGUUGCGAGAGGUAAUAGCUUCGUGUAGAAUUUCCGUAAAAUGAAAGGAAAAUUGAAUAUUUAGUACACG